Messenger RNA from Conger conger (European conger), 5095 nucleotides. It is a transcript of the gene ahr1b, whose product is annotated as aryl hydrocarbon receptor 1b. The record is from RefSeq and is a predicted model, not a curated record. Bases 219 to 3158 code for a protein of 979 amino acids. Gene Ontology annotation, molecular function: nuclear receptor activity; transcription cis-regulatory region binding; protein dimerization activity. Gene Ontology annotation, biological process: regulation of transcription by RNA polymerase II. Gene Ontology annotation, cellular component: nucleus; aryl hydrocarbon receptor complex. NCBI's taxonomy places the organism in Eukaryota, Metazoa, Chordata, Actinopteri, Anguilliformes, Congridae. The transcript has 11 exons.
AGUAGCCUACUUUGCAGUCCGAACUAUAGAAGGGAAAAUAAAAGCUGUCCGUUUCGGAUGCAAUACUUUUACUAUUUCCAAGUAUUUUUAAUUCGUAUUUUUGUUCUUGCUCCCGAGGAUUAGCGAGUGGAUAGUCUAUUUAGCCGGUUUUAUGUAGGUCGGGGACUACUGAACAUUGCAUUUUUGGAUACAUUUUAGGCUACAGAUAAAACCUUAAAAUGUAUGCAGGACGUAAAAGGAGAAAACCCGUGCAGAGAACAGUAAAACAGCCGCCGGGAGAUGGGGUCAAGUCGAACCCAUCCAAGCGUCAUCGGGAUCGUCUCAACUCAGAACUCGACCGCCUAGCAUCUCUGCUGCCAUUCCCGGAGGAGGUGACCUCCAGCUUGGAUAAACUGUCCAUACUGCGUCUGAGUGUCAGCUACUUGAGGGCCAAGAACUUUUUCAGUGUUGCCCUGAAGAACUACCCUGGCAAAGGGCUGACGGCCAGCAUUGGCAACCAUGACAGCAGCAGCAAGGCCACGGGAUUGGUGGAGGGUUGGAUGACCGAGGGCGAGCUCCUGUUGCAGGCGCUGAAUGGUUUUGUGCUGGUGGUCACUGCAGAGGGCACGAUAUUUUACUCUUCCCACACCAUCCAGGACUACCUCGGAUUCCAUCAGACGGACGUGAUGCACCAGAGUGUGUUUGAGCUGAUCCACACUGAGGAUCAGCAGGAGUUUCGGAAGAAUUUGCACUGGGCUCUGAACCCCCCUGCUUCUGCACCAGAGCCGGACGAGUCCCCAGCAGAUGGAGAACCUGUCGCAAACUCAUCUCUUGUGACCUAUGACCCCAACCAGUUGCCACCAGAGAACUCGUCCUUCCUGGAGAGGAGCUUCAUGUGUCGGUUCCGCUGUCUCCUUGACAACUCUUCUGGAUUUUUGGCCUUGAACAUGCAGGGCAGGCUGAAGUUCUUGCAUGGGCAGAACAGGCACCUGGAUGACGGGGCCCAGGCACCCCCCCAGCUGGCACUGUUCUGCAUCGCCACCCCCUUACAGCCCCCAUCUAUUCUGGAAAUCCGGACCAAGAACAUGAUCUUCAGAACCAAGCACAAGCUGGACUUCACUCCCAUGGCUUGUGAUGCAAAGGGCAAAAUUGUCCUUGGCUACACGGAGGCAGAGCUAAGGGUUCGAGGUUCCGGGUACCAAUUCAUCCAUGCGGCUGACAUGCUGCACUGUGCCGAAAACCACGUCCGGAUGAUCAAGACUGGAGAGAGCGGUCUGACCGUGUUCAGACUCCUCACCAAGGACAACCGCUGGAAAUGGGUCCAGGCCAACGCCAGGCUAGUCUACAAGAAUGGCAAACCCGAUUAUAUCAUCGCCACCCAGAGGCCGCUUGUGGAGGAAGAGGGAGGAGAGCACCUGAGGAAACGUUCGCUGCACCUGCCAUUCACCUUCGCCACCGGUGAGGCCCUGCUCUACCAGACCAGCUACCCCGGCCCUGGUUUCCCCGACAACCUGGCGGGCAAGGGAAAGGGCGGCAAGUCCAAAAAGGGCAAAGCAUCCAAGGACGACCCCGACCCCUGCUCUCUGCUGGGAGCGAUGAUGAGUCAAGACGAGUCAUUAUACGUGUACCAGCCGGCCGCCCAGCCCAAGCUCUCCUUCCACAGCAGCCUGUUUGGAGGGGAGGGAGGCGACCGCGACUCGUUCCCCGGUCCCUCGGGGGCGGGCGAGAGCUGGAACCCGCCCGACGGCGGAUCGGGCGGCUGUGCGGAGGGCUCGAGCUUCGACCCGCUCCUGGCCACGCUGGACUCUCUCUCGCUGGGCGACGAGGCGGAGAGCUGCUCCAACAGCGAGCUGUUCAGCGCCCUGGAGAACCUGGGCCUCAACGCCGAGGACCUGGAGCUGCUUCUGCUGGACGAGAGGAUGAUCCGCGUGGAGGUGGAGCCCGACUAUAUCCCCUCGCUCAACGACCUGCUGACCAACAGCGAGAUCCUCUCCUACGUCCACGACUCCCUGGAGGGCAGGGUGGAGGAGGUCAGCGAUGUUCGGCCGCCUCGCCCACUGCCUGCCGCCCCCUUGGUGGAGACCACGCCCACCCCCGGCCCGUCGUCUCAGGCCACGCCCGCAUCUUACCCGGCCUUUAAGCCGCAGAGACAGCCCCCCAUCCUGCAGCUGUCCCAGCAGAUGCAGCAGCAUGUAGACAGGCAGCCGGCCCCCGGGAGGGGGGACUCCUGGAGGCCGAGGGCUGAGUCGCAGGGGCCACGUGCGAGCGGCCCCUCGCUAGCCCGGCAUGCUGACUCCAGGGCACAGCCCUCUGAAAACGGACUUCGGGGCUGGGAGCAGCCCGUCCGGAGCUGGGCUCCCCAGCAGGUCCACACGGGCCCCGGGAUCCAAGAAGCCUUGGGCAGCAGCUGCUCCCGCUGCCACCAGCAGGAGGCGCUGUCCGGCAGCGAGGCCCUGGACCCAGGCCUGCGCCAGCCCCAGAAUCAGUGGCAGCAGAACCAGCUCCUCCUGCAGUUCCGCUCUCAGUGCCAUUUUAAGCAGAACGGGGCAGACGAGGGAGCCCCUCUGAACGGGGUCUACCCUCCGCUCGGCCAGCAGCCCGUAGAACAGCAGCAGUGGCAGGGCUACGGCUCGGGCCACCAGGGGUCGCUGCUGAGCCGGGCGGACGGGCCAUGCUUCCCCAACAGGCGGGCCGUGGCUGGAGGCGACACUUCAGGCACGUUGCUCAUGGAUUACAGCGCGAGUGAGAUCCCUGGCGGGGAGUUCAUGGCGAAUGGUGUCCUGAGCGACGUGGGGGCGUACCAGGCCGUGGCCGCCAAUACGUCCUCCUAUCAGGGGGUCCUCCAGAAACCACAGCAGCAGCCCCGCCCGGGCGAGGCCGUGCCCCCCUGCUUCUCUCAGUACCCCAGCCAGGACUCCACCCUGGAACACAUUUUGGGCCUUGGACUGUCCCAGCAGCUGCCUUCUCUGGAGUCUUAUGGACUGUUCCCUCCCACGCUACCAGCAGACACCUCCCAUAACAAGAUGGAGAACGGCUGCAUGGUAAAUGGCGGAAGCACGGCCUACUCUGGUAACUGUACCAUGCCCAACGGGGCUGCCAUCAUUCCAGCCGAUGCCGCCCAACCCUGCCCUGAGGCAGCUCCCCUUCCAGACCCACGGACUUCUGGGUUUUACCUCUGAGGACGGCAUGGCGGAAAAACUACGAUAGGGGUCUUUCUCCCUCUGUUUUACUGGGGGGUUUUUUUCCUCUGUUUCUUUCCCGCCAUUUCUGUUUUGGCGUAGGGUAGGCAUAUGUUUUGAACAUUUUCAGGGUGAUUCUGUGUACUGCACAGUAAGACCAGGCGCUCACCAAGACCACGGCUCUCUACAGCUUUCCAUCAUUUUCGGGGGGGUUUUUUCCGGAUGUUGGCUUUCUCUCUUUCUCUCUAUAUAUCCAAAAAACUCUCUCUUUGACGUCGAUGCAGUUGUUGGGGCUGACAGAAGGACGGUGUCUUGCAUUUCCUCAGCCGGCUUCACGAGAGUGAAUCAGCGCAGUGUUUUUUUUUCACACAAAGGGUCAUAAUACUGAAAAUGUAAUUGAAUUGCAUUGAAAGAUUGCAUAGAUUUUUUUGAUGAUUUGUAUCCUUCAUAAGACAAAAAACCACCAAUUAUUUUAAAAACAGCAUUUGUGAUGCAUUUCCAGGGUUACAGGAAACUGAUUUAUGUGUGGCGUGGUGCAUUUUGGUUCAGAGUAAGUACGACUUUAAAUCAGGUCUCUGUACUUUUUGUUUGCUGUAUGUGAAGUAAAUAAAGUCUAAAUCAAGGGAAAUGCUAUGAAGAGAGUCCGGUGAAGGCGGUGGGAGGCGGUUCUGAUAAGUGUGUAUAAAUCUGUUUUGGAAGGGCAGUUGCCUCGGUGCAUUCUGGGUAUAUCUUACUGAACCAAUGCCUUGGGAUUUAUUCAUUCGUUAGUACCUCAUGGCUUUUUCCUGUAAACAUUAGAGUCAGUUCCCUCACCAACUGCAGAACCACAUGAAAUAUUCCUCACAAUAUUGGAUCACAGCACCCUUGCUGUCAGUAUUAAGCUCAGUAUUAAAAAAGGUCAAGAGAGAGGGUGGAAGCACUGUGAACAUUUUCUUUUGGUUAUUCACAUUUACUUAUUAGAUUGUAAUGUAUGAUCAAGUAUCUUCAGGUGGCACAACUGUUCCAAGACUGUGAUAAAAAAUAGCAGGGCAAUUCUGGAAAAUGUUUGAUUCACCGAAACAGUUUCUUCUUCUUUUUUUUACUUUCUUCAAAACUUCAGUUUCCCAGUUUUUUUAUUUAUUUUAUUUUCUGAAAGCGACCCCAUUGGCUCUCACUCUCUCAAUGGGGUCCACUGAAGCCUCGCAGAUAACACACUGCUGUCAGGUCAUUGUGGAGGGGAUCUUUGUACCCUUCACUUUCAGACCUGUGAACGCACUGAUCCAAAAAACAAGAGAGAGUGACCUGUCAUUAAUGAGAUUCUGUAGUUUCUUCUAGUUGCGUUGUUGAAUGUGUUGUGCAUACUGAAAAAGCAGUUCUAAGCUGUCAUAAUUUCAUCAUGAAGGUGGCGAGUGCUGAUGUAGUUGUUAUUGUUACUAUUAUGACAAAAUAUGACAAAUCAACAGUCUUGUUCUCCAGACUCGCCUUUGUUUUGGUUUUUUGGUUGUUUUUUUUGUGUUUUUUAUGUAGAGAUGUUUCUUAUAUGUGAGAUUGAUGAAACAAUGACGUCAAAGCUCAAAAUGAUAUGUAAAAAGCAAACUGAAAAUCAAUGAAAUGGACUUUUCAUGGUACAGGUAUGUAAAUAGUCUAAAAAGUGAUUUUUAUUACUUUUGUUGAAAGCACUAUUUAAAAAACAAAACAAAAGGCACUGCUACUUAAUGAAUUAUUUUCUUUGGAACUAAAUCUAGGUCUAGCGAGGGAUUGUUUUUUUUAUUCAGGAAAACCUCAGUACUGUCUCAUUUCCAAGUCAUGUUUUGAAAAAAAGGUUUGACACUUUAGAUAUGAAGAAAAUGGUGCCAUACAGGUGAGACUAAUUUUGGAGAGUUUAAUGUUUUCUGUUUAGAAAUGAAGUUUUGUCAAUGUUUAAAUCUUUUUUUUAAAUACACCUUCAAUUUAUUUUA